Molecule: messenger RNA, 669 nt
Organism: Rotaria sp. Silwood2
Lineage: Eukaryota; Metazoa; Rotifera; Eurotatoria; Philodinida; Philodinidae
Source: the annotation of a GenBank genome assembly
AUGGCCGAACAAGAACAACCUGAGCUUCACGAUACUAAUCAAACUGAAUCAUCUGUUAGUGAAACAACUAAAUCAACACAAAAAAAAUCAAAGAAUAAAGCAACAGCUGCUGCAGUUGCCACUACAACGACUGAUGUACCCGAUGGAACUGGACAAAAUAAUAAUGCACGUGUAACAGAAAAAGUACAAGAUUUAUUUAAAAAAAUAGUUCUAGCUGAACAAGCUAGUGCUAGUAGUAAUAAUCGAAGUGCACCAAAAUCUGAUGAAGAAGCUGCAUCAAGACAAGAAUGGAAAUUUUGGCAGACACAGCCAGUACCAAGUAUUGGAACAAAAGUACCAUCAGAAAAUAAUGGACCUGUAGAAGAAAAUAAACCUAUUGAAGAAUUAAAACAAGAACCAUAUAAAUUACCAGAUGGAUUUACAUGGGAUGAAGUUGAUAUUCUUGAUGGAGAACAAUUAAAGGAAUUAUAUGUUCUUUUAAACGAAAACUAUGUUGAAGAUGAUGAUAAUAUGUUUCGUUUUGAUUAUUCAAUGCCAUUUUUACGAUGGGCUUUAUGUGCACCAGGAUGGAUUCGAAAAUGGCAUGUAGCUGUACGUGUAACAAAAAGUUCUAAAAUGGUUGGUUUUAUUAGUGCCGUACCAAUUAGAAUGAAAGUUUAUGACAAGUAA